AUGGAAAAAUAUAAAAAAAUCAACUAUAAAAAAAAUUUACAUUCAAAACCUGGCGGAAAAAAACCCCCGAAACGGUGCGAAAAUCAGAGGAAAAAACCCCGAGUAUGGGGUGAAAAUUGGCGGAAAAAACCCCCAAUGUUUUUUUUUUUUAUAAUAAUUUUUUUUUCAAAUAUUGUCAGCGAGGAUAGAUUUUUAAUGCUUAUUACCGGCUAA
Molecule: messenger RNA, 213 nt
Organism: Blepharisma stoltei
Lineage: Eukaryota; Ciliophora; Heterotrichea; Heterotrichida; Blepharismidae
Source: the annotation of a GenBank genome assembly